AUGGACAAGUCUUUGAGCACUCGCGCAGAAAUCUACGCCGUAUAUGUCAAGUCCACGCGAACAAACACGAUCACGACCCUCACGCGGCCAAACGGCAACCCCGUGCGGACGCUCACGGGGGGCAAUCUCGGGUUCAAAGGCGGAAACCGCUCGAGCUACGAGGCAGGGUACAAAUGCGCAGUGGAGAUAUUCAAGGCGCUGGAGGAAGAGAUGAAGAAGACCACCGAGCCGAAGUGGCAGCUGUAUCUCAAUGGCUUUGGGCAGGGCCGAGAAGCCAUACAGAAGGCGUUGAUGGCGACAGAGGGUCAGGUAGUCAAGCCCAACUUGAUCCGCGUAACAGACAAGACGCCAAUAAAGAUUGGUGGUACGAGGGCACAAAAGAGGAAGCGGCGGUGA
This is a messenger RNA of Postia placenta MAD-698-R-SB12, 396 nucleotides long. RefSeq lists its product as hypothetical. Gene Ontology annotation, biological process: maturation of SSU-rRNA from tricistronic rRNA transcript (SSU-rRNA, 5.8S rRNA, LSU-rRNA); translation; ribosomal small subunit assembly. Gene Ontology annotation, cellular component: mitochondrial small ribosomal subunit; ribosome. The transcript has a single exon. NCBI's taxonomy places the organism in Eukaryota, Fungi, Basidiomycota, Agaricomycetes, Polyporales, Adustoporiaceae. Gene Ontology annotation, molecular function: mRNA 5'-UTR binding; small ribosomal subunit rRNA binding; structural constituent of ribosome. The record is from RefSeq and is a predicted model, not a curated record. The coding region runs from base 1 to 396 and encodes 131 amino acids.